UGGUUCGCUCUGUGUGCGUGACGCUGUUAAAGCAGACCAGUGUCCUGUAACAGUUUGAAGUCUAAAAUUAGGGAGGCACCCCGACAGCAAAUGACGGAAGGAGUCCAAAGUGGCCCGUCUGCUCGUCUCCUCUGGUCAAUGGUGACAGCUCAGGACCAUGGAAACGUUCCCUACAACUUCUCUGUUGUCUCUGACAUGGAGCGUAUUUUUAGCCCUUGUUGUCAUCUCUCCGUAACAGCCCGGCCGCGGCGCUCGGUAUAAAGGACUCCCUUCAAAAUGCAGCUGUACAACAGUGCGCUGACACACUACCCGAGGUCGUCCCGCAAAGUUACAGUAACUUUACUGACCGGAUCGGAGCGUGUGAACGGGACGACAGCGAGCUCCUCCGAGGCGGGAUCCACACACCCAACCACAAGUCCUCCAGCGACCAACGGGGAUCAGGAGCGAGAGGCUGCUGCUGCUGCUGCUUCGACCUCAACUUCGACUUCGACUUCUACUUCUUCCGCAAACAUGCCUGCCAACCACGAGUUUUCAUGCUACGGGGCUUCAUCCAUGAGGCCGAUUUACUUCACAUCGACCGCUGAGAUAUUGAUCCGCAGACCUGACGGGGUGGAGAGGUCCGUCCCUGUCCACAUCGUGAGGGAGAACAAGACCAAACCUCCGUCCCCUGACUCCCACCAGGGUGAGCGUUUCCUCUGUACUGACUCUGAUGUGAUUGACCUGAUAGAUAAUCUCAGAAACGGGACGGAUGAGCUUUUCCCCGACUGUCCGGAGCUGGUUGGAAAUCACCUUUUCAGCAGCAGCAGCAGCAACAACAUCUGCAGACCUGGAAUAGAUGAAAACAAGAGGAUGGUUAGAAGUUCGAGUGAGGACGAUGAGGUUUCAGUGACUAAUCCCCCCUUCAGAUGCAAUGGAUGGGCCUCUGCACAUGAAGCGGAGCAGGUUCCCUCCAGGGCAGCUGAGCCAGAAGUCCUCAUGAAGGAAGGUUUAAGCGAUCCGAGUCGAAGCCAGGCGUCAGACGAGAGACGGGCCUUCGAGCUCAGCGUCCUGCAGGAGUCCGCCCCGCAGAGAUGCCACCAGAGAGAGGACGUCAACGAUAAGGUCACCCGCUACCUGGCUGAAGUGGAGAAGCAGAACAAGUACCUCCAGGAGAGGAACAAGUACCGGUACCACAUCAUUCCAGACGGGAACUGUCUGUACAGGGCUGUGUGCAAGGCCACGUACGGGGACCAGGCCAGGCACGGGGAGCUGAGGGAGCAGACGGUGCACCACAUCGCAGACCACCUGGACGAGUUCAACCCCAUCAUCGAAGGGGACGUGGGGGAGUUCCUCAUCAACGCGGCGCAGGACGGCGCCUGGGCAGGAUACCCCGAGCUCCUCGCCAUGAGCCAGAUGCUGAACGUCAUCAUCCACCUGACGACAGGAGGCAGCCUGGAGAGCCCCACCGUCUCCACCAUGGUGCACUACCUCGGCGAGGAGGACUCCUCCAAACCGGCCAUCUGGCUGAGUUGGCUCAGCAACGGUCACUACGACGUCCUCCUGGACAAUCGCCUCCCCAACCCGGAGUACGAGGACUGGUGCAGACACUCCCAGAUGCAGAGGAAAAGGGACGAGGAGCUGGCGAAGUCCAUGGCUGCCUCCUUGUCCAAGAUGUACAUUGAGCAAAAUGGAUGCGCGUGAAACGAGAAACCGUCGCACUGAUACAGUAGAACACAGACGCACUGACUCUGCUUGGUUUUCUACAUGCUUGAAAUUAUUUUUAUAAGAUUUCUAUUGUGAGAGAAAGGAAGUGCAGUGCACGUAUUUUGGUUUUUGUAUUACGCCAGCGAUGCCAAAUUAGUGGCAGUGGUCUCUGAAGAGUGUUUGAAAGUGUGUGAGCCUGUUCCUCGGCGUAGUUUGGGUUAUGUUGACAUGAUUUAAACUCUUUUCACUUCCUGUACAUGGCAGUGCUUUUCGAUAUAUACAGUAUUUAUUUGCCUUUUAUUGUCAGACCAGUUUUUUUUUUUUCUAUAUUUCCUGUGCUUUGUUAGGCCGUCGCCAGUUACAGAGAAACUCUGUGUUGCCAUUUUUUUCAUGGUUUGAUAUCUGUAUAGCUGCUCUCUUUUGCACAGAAGUCCUAUCAAGACAAGUCCAGAGAGUUUUUUGAUUUGUGCCUGUGAGAACUAUUCAAGGGUUCUUUUUCCAUUAUUCCAGUACCUUUCUUGGCUUUUUGAGAAAAAACAUUUCAAAAUAAAGUUCAGAAGAAACCUGAUUCGCAAUGAUCUGAUGUUGAAUUUGCACGAUUGGCUGCUCGAUGACCCGUCUAUCGUGUCCUCCCCCGUCAGAGUUACACGUUCCUUCCUUCCUUUCUUUUUUCCAUGAGAUUGCAGCUCGGCAGGCUGUAGAAAUGAUGUGUGCAGUGCUCAUCCUCCAUCCCCUGCUGUCCUUAAGUGAAAAGCGAUGUCAGGAGUGUAUUACAUUCAAUGACUGGAGCCUGCAACCUCUAUUUCAGGUCACGCCGCAGAAAUUAAGUGAUUGUGGUCUCAGUACACAGAUCACGAGGAAACUUUGAGUCGUUUAUUCUCUCUGUUUUUGCUCUUUCCUGGGAGGAAUAUCUGACUCUGUAGCUGCUAAUCAGUCUCUAUCUGUGGCGGUCUGGAGCUCGAUGCCGAGCAGGUAGCGUUCAGUUCAUCUAAACAGUUAAAUUAUGAGCUCGACAGCUCAACAAUGAGCUACAAAGCGCCGUAGGGGGAGCAGCAGAUUCCUUGUAGCUUCAACACUCUGAGCAACACAUUUCAUGUUGUAACACUUUGUACAUCCUCAUCCACAUACCGAUAGAACGUCAGAGGGUGAUUUGUAGUCCACAAAACAACAUUCUGUCUUAACGGAAGUAAAUGGGGACAUAUAAUGGCUCCAUAGAGUCUGUCUGGUGUACUCCAAGUCUACGGAAGCCCUGGCAGGCCAAUUUGAUUCAGACCAAAAAGAAAUAUAUAUAUAUAUGAGCUCUUUUAAAUAAAUAAAUAAAUAUAAUUAAAUAAAAGCUAAAAUCGUCACAGUAGCUGUUAAGGUAAAAUAAUUAGUCACACCCGGUCUAAUGUGGAUGCACGGCGCACUGUAAUCCUGUUCUUUCCAUUUCAAUGUGGGAUCCGGAGUUUUUUACUCCCCCUCUACUUCAGUUGUUUUAAGAGAAUGCUGCGAUGUGGUCUUGCUUGUGAAGCUCCAGAAAUGUUGUUUUUUUUUUUUUUACUACAAAAGGUGAAGGUGCGUAGAAAAGGACUCAAUUUGAAUUCUUUUGGGGUGAACUUACUCUCAAAGUUAGAAAACUUUAUAAGAAAUGUUUUACUUUCACGUCUGUCUCUGGUUUCUUAACCUUUCAGAAAAUAUUUUGUAAUGUAAAAAGUUCCUAAAAGCAUUUAAAAAGUUGUCGUGUAUGACAUCUGUCAUGGGCUCAGACAGUAUAUAUUCAUACAUGUCAAUAUAUGUACAUUCCCAAAAGAUGCUGUCUACCAGUAAAGUCACAGUUUUAAGGUAUUGUA
This is a messenger RNA of Acanthopagrus latus (yellowfin seabream), 3515 nucleotides long. RefSeq names its product OTU domain-containing protein 1. Gene Ontology annotation, biological process: protein deubiquitination. The transcript has a single exon. The record is from RefSeq and is a predicted model, not a curated record. Bases 277 to 1680 code for a protein of 467 amino acids. Lineage: Eukaryota; Metazoa; Chordata; Actinopteri; Spariformes; Sparidae. Gene Ontology annotation, molecular function: cysteine-type deubiquitinase activity.